Lodderomyces margitis is the source of this 234-nucleotide messenger RNA. It is a transcript of the gene RUB1, whose product is annotated as NEDD8 family protein. The coding region runs from base 1 to 234 and encodes 77 amino acids. Gene Ontology annotation, biological process: modification-dependent protein catabolic process; regulation of proteolysis; protein neddylation. The transcript has a single exon. The record is from RefSeq and is a predicted model, not a curated record. Gene Ontology annotation, cellular component: nucleus; cytoplasm. Gene Ontology annotation, molecular function: protein tag activity; ubiquitin protein ligase binding. Lineage: Eukaryota; Fungi; Ascomycota; Pichiomycetes; Serinales; Debaryomycetaceae.
AUGCAAGUGAAAGUGAAGACAUUGACAGGCAGGGAUAUCCCUGUUGACAUUGAACCUCAAGAUAAAAUAAUAAGAAUCAAGGAGAUGAUGGAAGAGAAAGAAGGUAUUUCUCCAGCACAGCAACGAUUAAUCUUCAAUGGGUCACAAUUAGAUGAUGACAAAACCGUUCAAGAAUCUGGAAUCCAGGCUGGUGCUUCCUUGCAUUUGGUUUUGACGUUAAGAGGAGGUGCUUAA